UCCAAUUCCUUUGCCUCGUCGCAAACUGGCCGUCGAUCAAUCCCAACUUUUCAAACAUGCUCGGAAUAAACUACGAAAGCAGCGACGAAGAGGAGCCGGUCCUACCAAAGCAAUUUGAGGUAGGUCACGUAAAUGCGCCCCAUGAGGACGCGAUAGCUACUAAUAUCAAGUUGCCUAAAUCUACUCCUGCAACAAAUGCGCCCGUGACAACAAAUCCGUCCGCGCCCGAAACCAACACGUCGCUCCCAGAUUCAAUCGAUGGUCCUUCACAAGGACCUUCAAUACCACAGGAUCAGGAUCAGGAUGAUACAGUUGAAGAUGCUCCCCCUGGUUCUCCAUAUACUUCAAGUCGUCUGACUAUUCAAAACCUGACUCUACCUGUUAUCCCCAAUUGGAACAUACCACCAUCCCCUCCAGGAUCACCACCACAAAAGGCUACGAAAAAGUUCACGCAGUUCCUCGAAUUGAAGAAGAAGGGACAGCACUUCAACAGUAGAUUGGAGACGUCCUCUGUACUUCGGGAUCCCAAUCAUCUUCAGAAGCUUAACAGUUUUGCCGGAAUCGAAGAAUCUGACCAAUACAAUUCCGUGUUGCCUGAUGAAGUCGGCGUUCCGGCAAUAUGGCCUGUAUGGGCCUAUGGCGAUGAACUGAAUGCAACACAGAAGAAGAUGAGAGGGAAUGCUCCUCGCGGCCCACCAGCGUUCGCCCCGGCAAAGUCCGGCUCAGCUGAUACCAAAAGCACGCUGUCUGUCAGAGCUGCCCAAGAAGGUACCCAGAAUUCCAGGAAGAGAAAGGGUGUGGAUUGA
Molecule: messenger RNA, 806 nt
Organism: Periconia digitata
Lineage: Eukaryota; Fungi; Ascomycota; Dothideomycetes; Pleosporales; Periconiaceae
Source: the annotation of a GenBank genome assembly